GUAUCUUUUGGAGGGGGGAGACACUAAGCAAAAAUUGUGAGUCGAAUUCAGUCGAGAGUCAAGUAACGAUCGGUCCGCGUGUGCGUCCUGCCGCGUCCUCCCACGCUUCUUCAUUCGCCGUUUCGUUUCCCAAGCCGAAGAGGAAGAACAUUUCAUUUUCGGUCGGCAAUUGUGGAAAUUCCGUUUCUCUCAUCAUCCAACACGAGUGCAUUUCGGGUCACUUGUUAAACAGAAAAGUUGAAACCAAAAAAGAAACAUACAACAACAACAACGAUGGUGAUUCAUCCGUCCGGCAGCCGGGAGUGAUUUGUAUAAAUUUCCAUCUCGAAAACAUUCCAAGGCCGUUUGAAAAAAACAAAAAAGAAGGGGAGAUUUGAAAAAUUUUCUUUGUGAUUUUUUAACUGCGACCAUUCUUCUUUGCGCCCGCCAUUGGGAGGCUCGUCGUGCGAAAAAAAGCAACAAGUUCUGAGUGAGAAAUGGCUUCUUCACUAAUUAUUCAUGCCCACCACCGAUGGUGUUUCUUGUUGCUGAUUUCCUUCGUCUUGGUCAACGCUUCCUUGCCGACAUCACCCAGUAACAACAACGUGACCUGUUCAUCAGUUCGUUCGGCCUAUCGGGCCAGAGGAUUGCCAGACCGAGACGUGCCACAAUCCAAUUUACCCAUCCCAGCAGGAAGUCAUCAGUUGCGGUUUUGCGGAUCGAGAAGCGGCAGCGCAGCGGCGGAAUCAUCACAACCGACAUGUUGCACCGAGGCCAUGGAGAACCGGCUGAACGACGCCAGCCGGCAGCAGUACGAGCUGGUGGUGCGAGACGCCUCUUCUUCUCUGUCGGCCACCUUCGCCGCCCGAGCCAAGAAAUUUGACGAAUUCUUCCGUGAGCUGUUGGAGAACUCUAAACGCGAUUUCCACGACAUGUUCAAACGGACUUAUGGCAUCCUCUACGAGCAGAACAGCGAAGUCUUCACCGACCUCUUCCGCGACCUGGAAGACUACUACGCUCGAGGCAAACUCGACCUGGAAGAAGCCAUGGAUCACUUCUUUACCGCCCUCUACCAGCGCAUGUUUACCGUUCUGAACGCCCAAUUUCGAUUCGACGACAAGUAUUUGAUCUGCGUCAACACGCACAUGAAGGAGUUGAAGCCAUUCGGCGACGUACCCAAAAAGUUAUCGGUGCAAGUCAAGCGCUCGUUCGUCGCCACCAGGACGUUCACGCAAGCGCUCAAUGUCGGACGAGACGUCAUCGCCAAGAUGCAAUCGUUGGAAGUUAGUGGCGACUGCAUGCGCGCCGUGAUGCGAAUGUCCAUGUGCCCCGUUUGCCAAGGUCUCGGCGAGGUCAAACCGUGCGGUCAUUACUGCCUCAACGUCUUUAAAGGCUGUCUGGCGUAUCACGCCGAUCUCGGAGUCGAGUGGGACAACUAUGUCGAUGCUCUGAUGAAAGUGGCCGAUCGACUUUUGGGACCUUUCAACAUCGAACUGGUUGUCGAUCCGAUCGAUAUCAAAAUCUCUGACGCCAUUAUGAAUUUCCAGGAGAACGGCUACGAGAUUUCUCAAAAGGUGUUUAAGGGAUGCGGACAACCACGGCUGGGCAAACGCAGUGCAACCACCUCCGAGAUCAAUUUCGAGAGCGUGAAAUUUGAUCGGGCCGGCAGUGGUGGCACUGGAACUGGUGGCGCCAACGUUCGUCCCACUACGGCAGCUGGCACGUCACUCGAUCGCCUCGUUCGUGACAUUAAACAGAAGGUCAAAUCUAGUCGAGGUUAUUGGUCCAAGCUGCCGCAGACUGUCUGCGCCCACGAGAAACUGGCCCCGCUGGCCGGCAGUGCCGAUGGAGACUGCUGGAAUGGAAGCGAAAGAGCUCGAUAUUCCGCUGCUUUGAUGGCCGACGGUGUAGCUGCUCAGGCGGGCAAUCCCGAAGUGACGCUGGACGCCAGUCGACCCAAUACUCUUGUCAAUGAUCAAAUUUUCACGCUGCGACUGAUAACCAACAAAUUGGAGAACGCGUACAACGGAAUGGAUGUCGAAUGGGACGAUUCCGUUUCCAAUGGCAGCGGAAGUGGAAGCGGCUCUGGUGAUGGAGCCGGAUCGAUGGAAGAGGACGACGACGAGGACCGUGAGCGGGGUAAGCACCCCGGCAACGGUCACAACACGAACAACGCCAACCGCGGAGGCGGCGUCGGCGGAGGCGGUUCGGUGUCUGGAAUCGAUUCCAACCGACAGCAGCCCAAAAGCAAACCCAAAAACUACGACGGCAUUCCUAGAAACAAUGUCGGCAAUUCCGAAGACGAGGAUGAAGACGAGGACGACGACGAUAUUGAAUUCACGCCGGGCGGAACUGCUCCCAAACCGGAGAAUAAGAUUCCCACCGCUUCGUCUGCUCCCCCGGCCGAUAGCACUCAACAGUCGCUGAGCCCCAACAAAGCCCUGACCAGUUAUCUCGUGCCUAUUGUCGUCAUGUGGCUCGGUAACAUGUUCUAAAAUGUUUCACGACACAUUUUUAUUUUUAUUUUUUUGUGGGGGGGUUUCCGCAUGCUUGUGAUCGUUUUUAUUGUAUUUGUUUUUUUUUUUUUUUUUUUUUUUUUUUAAUUCUUCACUCGCCUCCUUUUUUUAUUCUUUUGGAGCCAAAGCCAAGCCACAGGUAUACAUUUAUAAAUAUAUAAAUAAGUUCAGGGCGAUAGACAAAAGUAAGCGCGCCUUGGAGACAGCGACGAAAACUUCUUCACUCGGGCAUCUCUCCUUCCCUUAUUGGCUUAUUUCUUUCUCUCUCUCCUUUCACUUUGUACAUUUUUUGAGAAAAACACCAACAAAUUCCCCUGUAGGUUUUGCACGGACAAAAAUCCACAUCCUCCCCGUAAUAGUUUAUUUAAUCUCCCGUAAUAAUGAUCAUACUUUUUAAAACUCUGAAAUCAGCUAGCUUAAUAUUUCAAUGCCCCCCACCAAUCGCAGGACGGUUCCACAUCUGUGGCCAGGAAUAUUUAAAAAUGAAAUGUGGACGCGACGUAACGUUAGAUAAGAGGAGCAAAGACAAUAAUGGAAAAAAAUGGCGCCUAGUUCUCUAGUCACGGCCAAACGAAACAAGUAAAAAAGGUGAGAAGAGAAGCAACAGAAGGAAUCGAGAGCUUGGCAGAUUGCGAGUCGUAUGUGUGUAUAACUUCUCCCCCUCCUUAAAUACAUUUUUUCUUGGAUUUCUUUGGGGAAAAACAAGAAGAAAAAAAAAAUCCCGCAUCUCACUCGGCACUGAGGCGGCGUGUGAAAGGAAAAAGAUUUUCACAAGUAUACAAUUCGGUUGACGAUCGCCAUCUGUUGCAAGUUUAUUGCGCGCACAGUACAGAGAUGUUCACCGCCAUUGACCUUCUUUUUUUUAAUUAUUAUACAUAAAUAACAAGAAAUGUUUCCUCAUCUAUUUCAACUCCUUUUAAAAAUCGAGAAAGAAAAUCAAGUAAGAAAUCAAGUUUAAAAAAAUUGAUGUGUUUGUACUUGUAUAUAAGUGAGUUGAAUUGAAAUCGACUCUUGAAGUGCACCGUUGUCGUGUCUGUGUCAUUUUUGUGAACUUGUCUUGAAAUCAACAAAAGAAAACAAAAACAAAAAAAAAAAAAACAAGUUCCAACGUGUGUGAUGGUCAUGUUUCACUCCACUCUCGAUAACCACAAUGUCGUGCGGUUUUUACUUCACUUUAUUAUUUUUCAUUUUUUUUUGUGUCCGAUUAAAGGCGUGCCAAUUUAUUAUUUCACAUUCUGAGUCUUGUACAUAUAUCAACAUUACACCCCCUUGCCCGCCUAUUACAUUAUUCCCAACUCUUCUCUGCAGGUCCCACGUCGUAAAAACACACACACACAUAACUUUUGAUGGAUGCAUUAUAAAAUCGACAUAUUGUGAAUAAAUAAUUUCAACGACA
This is a messenger RNA of Daphnia pulicaria, 3891 nucleotides long. RefSeq names its product glypican-6-like (gene dlp). The record is from RefSeq and is a predicted model, not a curated record. Gene Ontology annotation, cellular component: plasma membrane; synapse; extracellular region. Gene Ontology annotation, biological process: cell migration; regulation of protein localization to membrane; regulation of signal transduction. The coding region runs from base 477 to 2474 and encodes 665 amino acids. The transcript has 10 exons. Lineage: Eukaryota; Metazoa; Arthropoda; Branchiopoda; Diplostraca; Daphniidae.